AUGUAUCGUGAAGUUCCGUCAUUGUACAACCGAACAUACUCGGGCUAUGGAGCACUCUUCGCCGCGUACUCUGCAAUGAAGCAAAGCGAUAUGAUAUCAAAGCUUGCUCCGCUGUUGUGGAGUGUGCUGAUAAGCAAUGUCGUGAGACACAAAAAAAUGCGCCAUUUUCGUACUCUCUGA
This is a messenger RNA of Chondrus crispus (carragheen), 180 nucleotides long. RefSeq lists its product as hypothetical. The transcript has a single exon. Bases 1 to 180 code for a protein of 59 amino acids. Lineage: Eukaryota; Rhodophyta; Florideophyceae; Gigartinales; Gigartinaceae. The record is from RefSeq and is a predicted model, not a curated record.